UAUCGAGAGAAAUUUGUUUGAAUAUACACAAUAACGAGGGAGAGAGAGAGAGAAACGAACGAGAGAGAGAGAGAGAAUAUGAUGGAAUGAAGACGAAGUUGAAGAAGAAGAGGGAGAGGUUGGGAGAUGGCAAGAUCGGAGUUAGAUUAUACUUAUUCAAAUAAUGGAAGAGGAGGGAGAGGAGUGCCCAAAUGGUGUUCUUAUAAGAGAACUACUGUUAUCAUAUGUUCCAUCAACAUUGUUGUUGCCCUUUACGUUUUUCAGAAUCUCUAUACUUCUCUUUACUCCUACUCCUAUCAAGAUUUACACACUGCUGUUACCUACACUCCAGAUCAAAUUAGAAAUAUGGAAGAAUCAGUGCGAAUACGAAAACAAUCCGAACCUAGAAAGCUCAUUGAAAUGGUUAAAGAGAUCAAACAAAAAGUAGAUAGAAGAGAGGACAUGGUUGAAUUGCCACAGGCGUCGAAACAGAAGUUGAUCAACGAGAUUAUAGAACUAUUGGGAGGAUUGAAUGGUGGAGCCAACGCCACUUUACAGCAUGAAGCGGUUGAAAGUUGGCGGAUGGAAAAACUAGAGGAAGCCAAAAGAAUCACUCGCGAGAAGACCUCGAAUUCAACCAUCCUACUGGCGGAAGCAGGAAUGCUUGCAAGAGCCUUAGAGUUUGAUUGGGCCGAGUUAUUACAUGAAAUUGGUCUAUGGAUACCAGUCAAUGUUAUCAACAAAGAACAUAAUGACAAACCUGAGGGUGAAGAUGAGUUUGAUGAUAUGAUCCUAGCGGGGAGGCGUCUACCUCCUGAGUGUAACGCCGAGCUUCAUACAGAUUACGGUGGUCGUGCUGUCAAAUGGGGACUCACCCAUCGUAAAGAAAGUGCGUACGAAUGUUGUCAAGCCUGUUUAAAUCAAGCUAGAAACGCGAGAUCGAAUGAAAUGAAAUGUAAUAUAUGGGUUUAUUGCCCUGCUGAAGGGGGAUGCCAUUCCCCAGAUAUAUACCAACACAAACUUGAAGAAUGCUGGCUGAAAUAUGCAGAGAAGCCGGAAGUGAACUUUAAGGAUAGAUAUUCAGAAAAUUACAGAAGAAAUCACCCGAAUGCGCCUUUGGUCGUUCCUUGGGUCUCAGGGGUUAUAAGUUCAUAACUAAGAACCUGGUUGAAGACUAACAGAGACUA
Cynara cardunculus var. scolymus (artichoke) is the source of this 1166-nucleotide messenger RNA. RefSeq lists its product as uncharacterized. Lineage: Eukaryota; Viridiplantae; Streptophyta; Magnoliopsida; Asterales; Asteraceae. The record is from RefSeq and is a predicted model, not a curated record. The transcript is spliced from 7 exons. Bases 127 to 1134 code for a protein of 335 amino acids.